AUGGUGAAUGUUACUAUUGGUGCAUCAGUAAAACGUCGAGACAUGUUAAGAGAGAAACAUAGUGCCAACACUUUUGAAGCUCUGAAUAAUGGUGAGUUGUCAAGUGGAAGAGGAUUAAAUCAGGAAACAAUGAUUAAACGACCAGGAGAUACACGGUGGGGAUCACACUACAUCACUUUGGUGAGAUGUAUUUCAAUGUUCUCAUCAAUUUGUGAGGUACUUGAGAUAAUCAUAGACGAUGGAUCAAAUUCUGAACAAAAAUAUGAAGCAAAGAGAAAAGAUCAGGAUUUUGUAAAUGCAAUGAAUUUGGUCAAGAUUUGUAAAGUAAAAUUACAGUCAAUGAGAGAGUCAGGAUGGCAAUCAUUGUUGGAUGAAGUUUCAAAUUUUUGUAAUAAGCAUGUUAUUGACAUGCAACUUCAAGAGUUAAAUAAUCGUUUUACUGAGAAAAGCACUGAGUUGCUUCUUUGUGUGGCAUGUCUCAAUCCAAGCAACUCAUUUACUGCUUUUGACAGACAAAAGCUUAUUUGCCUUGCACAAUUUUAUCCUAGAGAUCUUUCAACUACGGAGCUUCUUAUUCUUGAAGAUCAACUUCAAAAUUACAUCAUUGAUGUGUGUUCAGAUAAUAUGUUUGUUGGGUUAACAAGUAUUGGUGAUCUUUCUCAAAAAAAUGGUGAUAACUUUCUCAAAAAAUGGUGA
This is a messenger RNA of Cucumis melo (muskmelon), 696 nucleotides long. RefSeq lists its product as uncharacterized. Lineage: Eukaryota; Viridiplantae; Streptophyta; Magnoliopsida; Cucurbitales; Cucurbitaceae. The transcript has 3 exons. The coding region runs from base 1 to 696 and encodes 231 amino acids. The record is from RefSeq and is a predicted model, not a curated record.